AUGGAUGGAAGAGAAGCUAUGGCAUUAUCUAGUGGUUCAAAUCCGUAUUACAUUCAUAGGGGGCCUGGUUAUGGUGGGCCUGGAGGAUACCAGUCACAGACUGGGGCAUUGCACCCUCCACCCCAGUUCAGAUCCUCCCCAACCCCAAACUUUCAGAUUCAGAACAAUGCCCGGCCUGGCUCAUCUGCACCUGCAUUCUCGAUAGAGCACUCAAAUGUGAAUUCUGGUCAUGGCGGCCAUGGCAUUGAUAUUGAUAUGAGUGCUCCUCCACCUGGAGCGGCUGUGAGUGAGCAGCCGGUGAAGAAGAAGAGAGGAAGGCCACGAAAAUAUGCCCCAGAUGGGCAGGUUUCCCUUGCUUUAUCUCCUAUGCUGGUAAAGCCUAAACAACAACCAUCUUCGGAGCAAGAUCCAUUGAGCCCAUCUAAGCGUAGAGGGCGGCCACCUGGCACAGGGAGAAAGCAACGACUGGCUAAUCUAGGUGAAUGGAUGAACAACUCUGCGGGCUUGGCUUUCGCACCACAUGUGAUCAGAAUCUUAGCUGGAGAGGAUAUAGUUGCAAAAAUAUUGUCAUUUGCACAACAGAGGCCUAGGGCUGUCUGUGUCUUGUCAGGAACUGGUACAGCUUCCUCUGUCACACUGCGUCAACCAGCAUCUUCAGGGCCGACUGUCACAUAUGAGGGCCGAUUUGAGAUACUGUGUUUGUCGGGUUCUUACUUGGUGGCUGAAGAUGGAGGUCCACGUAAUCGAACUGGUGGGAUGAGUGCUUCUCUCUCUACUCCUGAUGGUCAUGUCAUUGGUGGUGCAAUCGGCAUGCUUACUGCUGCAAGCCUAGUCCAGGUCGUGAUCUGCAGUUUUGUAUAUGGUAAUACAAAGAAGCCCGAAAGACCAGUUGGGCGGCCUAAGAGUGAUAAAAGCCAACGGAACAGCGAGAAAUUAGCUGUUAGUACCCCUACUACCCCUGCUAGUGCUCCUCCUCCCUCUACUACAACACAGCAGCAUCACUACACGCCUUCGCCCAUGGGGGUCUGGCCUGGUUCACGGUCGGUUGAGCUGAGAAACAACCCUCACAUGGACAUUGACUUGACUCGUGGAUGA
Messenger RNA from Linum trigynum, 1095 nucleotides. Lineage: Eukaryota; Viridiplantae; Streptophyta; Magnoliopsida; Malpighiales; Linaceae. The record is from the annotation of a GenBank genome assembly.